Molecule: messenger RNA, 1953 nt
Organism: Linnemannia hyalina
Lineage: Eukaryota; Fungi; Mortierellomycota; Mortierellomycetes; Mortierellales; Mortierellaceae
Source: the annotation of a GenBank genome assembly
AUGUCCAUCUGCCACUGUUCUCGAUUGGACCUGGACGUUGUCUUGUCUACCUCUGUCCAACCUGUUCUUGCCAACUCUGCGAAGUUUGAUCCAGUUGGUCGUCAAACCAAUGCUCCAGCCGGUGCUCCAGUUGAUAACAGAGUGACUGUUGCUCUCGGGGCUACCCCACCCGUCAGCGACACUGGCAUUCUCGACAUAUCAUCAAGUCCAUCUGCCACCAGUGCUGCUUCCAAGGCCACAUUGUUCCAGGACAUUGCAACACGUGCGACUAGGAAGGCACGUGAAUCUGAGGUCGAGCAGCGAUUUAUCUCCCUUCUGGCCCCUGAAGUACAAGAAACAGUUCGAGCCUCGUCGGACAUCUACCAGGCGUUUGCCAUGGCUAUCAAGGGCGGUCAGGGGGAUCUUAGUCGAGCGGAGCUUAGGCAACUGAGUGGGCACGUUCAGAAGCUGGAGGUUAUGAUGGUCAAGAACUCAGAGUUGCAGGAAGCAAUGCUUGCCAAGCAGGAAGAAGUGAGGCAGCUGCAGGAGCAAGCCCUUAGCAACCAAGAAGAGAUGAAGCAGCUGCAGCAGCGAGCUCUUGAUCAGUUGGCCGCGCUCCAAUCUCGUGUGCAAGCCGUUCUGACUCAGACGUACGAACUCCACGAGUACCCGAUCCCUCGUCUUUUUGUUGUCCUUCCUCAAGACCCUUCCGGUUGGGAUUCCAUAAAUCCCUUCUCGAACAAGUUCCGUCUUUACUUUUUAUGCGAGUGCGGAGAACACACCAAGUCAAUCAACAGCAAGACCAAGAUCCCUCAUCACAUCCAUCUCGCUAAGCAUGAAGGUUACGAGAUUGCUCGGCCUUCAGAAUUCUUUCAGCAAUACGGUCCCUAUGUCCUCACGAUCCUCAAGAUGCUCAAGUUCGGAGUCACGGUCGCCGGCGUUGCUAUGCCUGCAUUUUCACAAUUGAUCAGCCCAGACGUCCUUGGCCAGACUAUCGAUGGUUUGAAGCAGCUGCAAGAUACCAUCGUACCUGGGGUGGAUCAAGUCAUAAACUGGAUGGACAAGGUCUCUGUGGACGAUGGCGAAGGUAUCGAGGGGGUUACCGGGCAGGUGGAAAACAAGGAGGCUUUGGAGGGUGCAGAUCUGCGCAAGUUGGAGACGUUCCUGAAGGACAGGGAUGGAAAUAAGGUGCUGGGAAAUCUGUACAGGACUGUAACGGAUGAGGGACACGUCAAAUGGGUGUGCAUGGACCAUUACCGCGAGAACUACAACAAGACGGCAGCCGAAGCAUUCCGACGUGCAGUUGAUGCAGUAGGAGGGUCAUUUGACGAGAACAAUGGUCUAGUGAAAGUGAAACUUCAGUCAAGAGUGUCGGCCAACCAAUUGCAUUUAGCGUUGGGAAAGGCGAGCUCCGUCCAUGAGCUCGAUAUCAUCCUGGACUGGGCCUGCACCGGGAGCGACCUUGAAGCUUUAGAGGAUGCACUCCAGAAAUCAGUAGUAUCGAUUCUUCAUGUUGAUCUCCAACAAUUUCGACCAAGCCUCAGCAACAAACUACUAUCGAUGCCCAAACGAUAUGAAGUCCUCGGUCGUAUUAUGAAACCUGGUAAUAUGAAAUCGGUUCAUAUUGUUCUUCCAAAGGAUCUCAUCAAGCUUUCCAACUUCACUCCAAAAAGACCACCCCACCUUCGCAAGUUAUCCUUUGAGAUGAUAGUUGUAUCAACCGUUCGCAUACAUGCAGAGACACUCGAGAGCGGCUCGACUAUGACCACGUUUUACCUGCGGAACAACUCGAUCGGAUCCAAUGGAGCUCAGGCGCUGUCUGAGGCACUCAAGACCAACUCGACUCUGACCACUUUGAACUUGGAGUUCAACUCGAUCGGAUCCAAUGGAGCUCAGGCGCUGUCUGAGGCACUCAAGACCAACUCGGCUCUGACCACUUUGAACUUGUCCAGCAACUCGAUCGGAGACAACUGA